This is a messenger RNA of Haliotis rufescens (red abalone), 2023 nucleotides long. RefSeq names its product collectin-12-like. Bases 71 to 802 code for a protein of 243 amino acids. The transcript is spliced from 3 exons. The record is from RefSeq and is a predicted model, not a curated record. NCBI's taxonomy places the organism in Eukaryota, Metazoa, Mollusca, Gastropoda, Lepetellida, Haliotidae.
GCACGAGACUUCCAUGCGCCGCCCGUGCAAGUGGUGACAGACUGAUCAAAGUUUACUUAAGAACAACAUCAUGGUCAAUUUCAUAUGGAGUUUACUUUUUAUUCUUCUGGGACGGCAUGUUUGUGGUGAAACGACGCGUGCCGAAUACAGAAGGCGCGUGGACUUGGCAAAUACGAUGUUUACUGAUGCACAUAUUCACUUCACUCCAAAUACAACUUCUUUAAAGUGUAUUGAAAACUGUUUUUAUAUCAGUAACUGUGUGGUCGUGAUGUCUUCAGGUGAGGGCGGUGAUGCGGAGUGUUAUUUAUACGACAAGCAGACUGUUGACAUGACGAACCAAGUUUCGAGCAAUACAACGCAUAUCUUCGACAGAGUCUCGUCAGUCAAUGUUGACUGUCCCAUCCCGUCAACAACGUCCACGACACCGACCACAACACCGACCACGACCCCCGUGCCUACAUACCUGCUAUUUAAGUCGGAGACUCUGACUUGGGAGGGGGCAAGAGGGGUAUGCCAGACGGAUGGUGGUGACCUGGCCAUCCUUGAUACCCCGGAAGAAGUACAGACCGUGAUGGACACAAUGCUAGGGUACUACAUAUGGAUAGGAUUCAACCGAUCCACCCCGGAUGGCGUGAACACCUGGGUAGAUGGACGGACCGUGGUGGGUGUGACCUGGAAGCCUGGCUCGCCCGUGACACCUGGUGAAUUGUGUGGCUCUAUUGCUAUAUCAGCAACAACGUACCAUAAGUUUGAGGUCUGUUCAAGGAGUGACCCCUUCAUCUGCGAGUUACCGGUUGUGUAAACACCAGGUUCUAAUGCUGCUGUACAGAUUGUCCUGAUCUUCUGUCGGUGAUAACAGGAGUCUCUGUGCUAUAUCUUCUGUCGGUGAUAACAUGAGUCUCUGUGCUAUAUCUUUUGACGGUGAUAACUUGAGUCUCUGUGCUAUAUCUUCUGCCGGAGAUAACAGGAGUCUCUGUGCUAUAUCUUCUGACGGAGAUAACAUGAGUCUCUGUGCUAUAUCUUCUGUCGGUGAUAACAUGAGUCUCUGUGCUAUAUCUCCUGUUGGUGAUAAAUUGAGUCUCUGUGCUAUAUCUUCUGCCGGUGAUAACUAGAGUCUCUGUGCUAUAUCUUCUGCCGGAGAUAACAGGAGUCUCUGUGCUAUAUCUCCUGUCGGUGAUAACAGGAGUCUCUGUGCUAUAUCAUCUGAGGGGACAAGAUGAAUCUCUCUGCUAUAUCUUCUGACGGGGACAACAGGAGUCUCUGUGCUAUAUCUCCUGUCGGUGAUAACAGGAGUCUCUAUGCUAUAUCUUCUGACGGGGACAACAUGAGUCUCUAUGCUAUAUCUCCUGUCGGUGAUAACAGGAGUCUCUAUGCUAUAUCUUCUGUCGGUGAUAACAUGAGUCUCUGUGCUAUAUCUUCUGACGGGGACAACAGGAGUCUCUGUGCUAUAUCUUCUGCCGGAGACAACAGGAGUCUCUAUGCUAUAUCUUCUGACGGGGACAACAUGAGUCUCUGUGCUAUAUCUCCUGUCGGUGAUAACAGGAGUCUCUAUGCUAUAUUUUCUGACGGGGACAACAGGAGGUUCAAUGCUAUAUCAUCUGAGGGGACAACAGGAGUCUCUGUGCUAUAUCUUCUGACGGUGAUAACAGGAGUCUCUGUGCUAUAUCUUCUGACGGUGAUAACAGGAGUCUCAAUGCUAUAUCUUCUGACGGUGACAACAUGAGUCUCUGUGCUAAAUCUUCUGACGGGGAUACUAGGAGUCUCUAUGCUUUAUCUUCUGACGGGGAUAACAUGAGUCUCUGUGCUAAAUCUUCUGACGGGGAUACUAGGAGUCUCUGUGCUUUAUCUUCUGACGGGGAUAACAGGAGUCUCUGUGUUCUAUCUUAAUCACAGUGUUACUAAAAUUUCACAAAACAAUUUAAAUAUCUAUAUUGAUUUAUUUUGGUUUUACAUACACAUUGCUAAGUCAUACAUUACAUAACGAGCAUGUAUAGUGACGUAGGCAUAUCCGGUUCAUAUUUUU